Pieris brassicae (large cabbage white) is the source of this 1224-nucleotide messenger RNA. Its product is annotated as leukocyte surface antigen CD53-like. The transcript is spliced from 5 exons. Lineage: Eukaryota; Metazoa; Arthropoda; Insecta; Lepidoptera; Pieridae. Gene Ontology annotation, cellular component: membrane. Bases 51 to 779 code for a protein of 242 amino acids. The record is from RefSeq and is a predicted model, not a curated record.
CUCAGUUUUUGAGUAUCUAGUCCGAUAAACUGUGGCGUUGAACCCCUAAGAUGAGAGUUAUGAACAUUAAUAUUGGUAGUACACCUAAAUUAUUUAAAUCAGUGAGAUAUUCUCUGGCCGCCGUUAAUUCUAUAUUUUUGAUAAAGGGCAUUAUACUGCCUAUACUUGGAGUAACGUAUUUGGUAAAACAUAAUGUUUACGACCAACUUAUUACAAAUAGAUUUAUUAACUUACCUGCCUUUACUAUAGCAACAGGAGUUCUGAUUUUAGCCAUUGCCGUCUUGGGUUACUAUGGAGCUUUUUCCGAAAAAUUUUACGUUGUUGCCGGUUACGCAGCUCUCAUGGUAGUAAUAUUUGUUUUUGAGAUGACGAUAACAAUAAUCGCAUUUGACCUUCGCAAUAGUUCAGCGACAGCAAUAAGAACACCAAUGGUGGAAAGUAUGAAUUUAUAUGAAGCGAGACGGGAUAUUGCCAGGCUAUGGGACGAUUUGCAAAUGAGCUUUGAGUGCUGCGGUGUGUCUGGUCGACACGACUGGUCCAACCGUAUACCAAUCAGCUGUUGUCACAUCGACUACGGAACCAUCUCACCGUUUCAGUGCAAUAUUAGUAAUUCUUAUCCAACGGGAUGCGCGUCUGCCCUCGGCGGUUGGUUCAGCACAAAUGCGCAUGUCAUGGGCACUUUUGCUGCUGUAUUUACUUCGAUACAGGCUUUGCUGACAGCAAUGUCCGGAUGGCUAGCGUGGAGGGCCAAAUUCGAAGAAGUCGAGUUGGAGUCGUAAAAAGUCCAGAGUCCAGACUAUAUAACACAUAACAAUGAUUAGAUAGGUGACGAUUUAAAACUCUAAUAAUGACCACAAACUUUUCAUAACAUAAGGCAGACUCCAUAGACUAAAUGAUGUUUUUCGUGAUUGAAUCGCUUCACGUACGUCAUUGAUUCACUCGAAUCCUGUCACAAAUAUGUAUAUUUCAUUCUUCAUAAGAGUUUAAUGUCUGUAAUAAUAAUUAGGUAACAAUUACUGAUGUCAGAAACUUGGAAUUACAUGGAAUGAAAACUUAAGAUUGGUUUUAUGAUUGUAGUAUCACAGAUCAAAUAGAUGAAAUCUGAGUAACCUUAAAUGUUAACGUCAUUGUAUAUCGUAGAUUAUAGAGCCAGGUAUAUCAUAUCGAAAAUAUGUCACUGUAUAAUACCUAUAUAGUAAAGUUAAUAAAGAUUUAACAAAAAUA